AAUAUCUAAUUCUAACUUCAUUGAGUGCAACUCAGAUCUAAUCAGAUUCCCACCAACAAUGCUCAAAGCCAACAUUCUCAAAGGCCUUUUCCUCCUCUUCACUCUCUCCUCCGCGCAGACCCCUCCGGCACCAGAACCAGUGCCCGCAGAUGGACCUUCUUCUCCGACGAACUGUCUAGUGAGUAUGCUAAACGUAUCAGACUGUCUCUCGUACGUUCAGGUAGGGAGUACCGAGACUAAGCCAGAAGCUGCCUGUUGCCCUGAGCUUGCUGGGAUGGCUCAGAGCUCGCCGGAGUGCGUCUGUAAUCUUCUCGGCGGCGGUGCAUCGCCGCGUUUCGGAGUCAAGCUUGAUAAGCAGAGAGCGGAGGAACUUUCUUCAAUCUGCGGUGUGAAAGCUCCUUCGCCUAGUCUGUGUUCAGUUCUUGGUUUUCCAACCAUCUCUCCAGCAGGAAGUGAAGAUUCAUCAUCUGGAGGUUCUGAAGGAUCGGACAAAGAUAAGAAAAACGGAGGUGGCAUGGCCACUAAAGGUUAUGGAUUAGCUUUGAACUCUCUUGUGUUGGCCUUGUUCACGAUUUUUUCUUUAUACUGAGCAUUACAUAGCUUUACUAGGUGAUGCAUCAUAUAUUUAUAUCAUCAUUCUUACUAUAUUUCCCCUUUUGUGAUUCCGCGUAAGAAUAUUUGUUCUCGUGUGUUUCUUACAGAACUUGAGUUCUGUUAUAAUGUUAUAGUGUAGUGAGCUUGUAUUGUUAUGGAUGUUGAUUUACAAAUAAAGAUAUCAUUUUUCCAAUUA
Messenger RNA from Raphanus sativus (radish), 790 nucleotides. Its product is annotated as non-specific lipid transfer protein GPI-anchored 12. The transcript is spliced from 3 exons. Bases 59 to 589 code for a protein of 176 amino acids. The record is from RefSeq and is a predicted model, not a curated record. Lineage: Eukaryota; Viridiplantae; Streptophyta; Magnoliopsida; Brassicales; Brassicaceae.